Talaromyces atroroseus is the source of this 792-nucleotide messenger RNA. RefSeq names its product TATA-box-binding protein. Gene Ontology annotation, biological process: DNA-templated transcription initiation. The coding region runs from base 1 to 792 and encodes 263 amino acids. Gene Ontology annotation, molecular function: DNA binding; RNA polymerase II general transcription initiation factor activity. The record is from RefSeq and is a predicted model, not a curated record. The transcript has 3 exons. NCBI's taxonomy places the organism in Eukaryota, Fungi, Ascomycota, Eurotiomycetes, Eurotiales, Trichocomaceae.
AUGGAUUCGCUUACCACCCAUCCGUCGAAUGCUCAGCAGGCAAAGGCCUUUACAUCACCAGCAUCGCUCUCCUUUCCUGGGGGUGCCGGAGAUUUGACCCCACCGUCUUCAGAGAAAGAAGGCAUUUUGGCUGGGUUGAAUGGUCAGCAGCAAGGAGUGAAUGCCAACGGCAAUGGGGUGACACCCGCGACUCCGGCUGCGACUCCAGGUGCGAGCAAUGUUGGGAGUGGCAUUGUGCCUACUUUGCAAAACAUCGUCGCAACUGUCAACCUUGACUGUCGCUUGGAUCUGAAGACCAUCGCGCUCCAUGCUCGAAAUGCAGAGUACAAUCCAAAGCGUUUUGCGGCCGUGAUUAUGCGUAUUCGUGAGCCGAAAACUACUGCUUUGAUCUUUGCGUCCGGCAAGAUGGUGGUUACUGGUGCCAAAUCCGAGGAUGACUCUAAACUCGCGUCGCGGAAAUACGCUCGUAUUAUUCAGAAGCUUGGUUUUAAUGCGAAGUUCACCGACUUCAAGAUUCAGAACAUCGUCGGCUCCUGUGACAUCAAGUUUCCCAUUCGUUUGGAAGGACUUGCCUCGCGCCAUCACAACUUUAGCUCGUAUGAACCUGAGCUCUUCCCGGGUCUCAUCUAUCGUAUGAUGAAACCAAAGAUUGUCCUUCUGAUCUUCGUCAGCGGCAAGAUCGUGCUCACUGGUGCUAAAGUCCGAGAGGAGAUCUAUCAAGCUUUUGAACUGAUCUACCCCGUGCUUUCUGGUAUGGCCACUAAAAUCCAUAUGUUUUCAUGCAUCUGCUGA